AGUUUUGUUACGUGUAGAGAUUGAAAUAUUGUAAACUCUGUGAAAAUUGUGCAAAUUAUUAUAAACAAAUAUCAACAAGCCACUGGUCUCUGGCUGCCAUGAAGUUCUAUGCCGAGAUGCUGGACGUGCUCUACAUGCGCGAGUUUCAUGCGAUUGCCGCCACGUUGGCCAAGCUGGCCAAGGAUUGCAUCAUGAUAUUGGCGCAGGAGCAAAUGCAUUUCAUUGUAAACGAGGAGCAUUGCUCAACCUCAUCGCCGCUCGUGUGGGUCAGCAUAGCAUCGAAAGACUAUUUUCCAGAGUUCCAAAUGACGCCAGCACGUCCUGAGCAGGAGUUCAUAGUGCUUGUUAUGUCCGCAAUGCAUCUGAGUCGCGCUCUGGCAGUCCUACGUUCUGGCUCUAGCAGUAGUGUCCACAGCUGUAAACUGAAUCUGAAGCAAAUACAAUUUCCAUGCAUCUCAGUGAUAGCGUCGGUGGUAUCGCCCAGUUCCUCUGAGCCUCGUGAGGUGGUGCACGAUGUGCCCGUUACCGUGGUCCCGCCCAGCGAUUGGAUCUCUUAUAUGUUGCCCAAGGUGCCGAACACACAGAUUGUCCUCGGAAUUCCUUCGCUUCGUCUACUACGUAGUCUGAUUGAUAAGUUAAAAAAUAUAUCGCCAAGUCUCAUAUUCCAUGGCAGCACUGCCGGUGAACUAAAUCUGGUGGCCGAAUCUGAUAUGGCUACCAUAACAACGCGUUUCAGCCGCGUGCUGCUGCACAAGCCGGAUCAGGAACAGUCGGAAGUAGGAGCAGAAGCUGAGGCGGACGUCUCCUGUUCCGUAGACACACGUAAAGCAUCUGCUUUUUUCAACGCACUGCAGUUGCCCAAUGAGGAGAUCAUGAUCGGGAUUGACAGUGAACGUUGCAUCUGUUUGCAGCUGGAUAUUCGCAGCAAUGUGGUUCUACAUUCGAUUCUUCCUGCUGUUUGCAUUUAAAUUUAAGAAUGAACAAAACUAAGCGCGAAUAAACUAAUAUCGAUAUGCACAUAUGCGUGCGCCAAAUAUCGAUAUGCAAAUGGCCAGCACAUCAUCGAUAA
Drosophila hydei is the source of this 1069-nucleotide messenger RNA. It is a transcript of the gene Hus1-like, whose product is annotated as checkpoint protein HUS1. The record is from RefSeq and is a predicted model, not a curated record. The transcript has 2 exons. Gene Ontology annotation, biological process: mitotic DNA replication checkpoint signaling; telomere maintenance; double-strand break repair via homologous recombination. Gene Ontology annotation, cellular component: site of double-strand break; checkpoint clamp complex; nucleolus. Bases 99 to 968 code for a protein of 289 amino acids. Lineage: Eukaryota; Metazoa; Arthropoda; Insecta; Diptera; Drosophilidae.